Molecule: messenger RNA, 2134 nt
Organism: Alligator sinensis (Chinese alligator)
Lineage: Eukaryota; Metazoa; Chordata; Crocodylia; Alligatoridae
Gene: ZNF384
Product: zinc finger protein 384
Exons: 11
Coding region: 538-2100 (520 amino acids)
Biological process (GO): regulation of transcription by RNA polymerase II
Cellular component (GO): nucleus; chromosome
Molecular function (GO): DNA-binding transcription activator activity, RNA polymerase II-specific; RNA polymerase II cis-regulatory region sequence-specific DNA binding; chromatin insulator sequence binding
Source: RefSeq, a predicted model, not a curated record
GAGCCGCGGGGCGCCCAGGCCCCAGGGCGGCAACUGCCCCGGCCCCUGCUCCCGCCCCAGCCAGGGCAGGCCCGAGGGUUGCCUGCGUCCCUGCACCGCCCCCUGCCGUUCCUUCCAGGACGGGCGGGGGCGUCCUGCUGCCGCCUGUGCAGCCUGGCCCGCAGUCCUUGCAUCCGCUUCGGAGCUGCAUCGCCGCCAGCCACCCCAGUAAUUCUCCUGGUGGUUUAUUUUCAGAGACAGCCCUGGAAGGAGGAGAAAUGCAAGAGGAGGGAGAGUGAGAGGGGGAGGGUACAUUGACAUCUAUCUGAUGCUAGACUGGUGAAUAGGAAGAAGGUCCCGUCACUGGCCUGUUUGUGGAAGCUGAGAUGAUGAAGGCACAUCAGUGGGAACAUGCUGUGGUGCAGGGUUGAAGCUCCAUCCCGUAUGUGAUAGUUAUAGAGCAAUUGGAAGGGUUACGUGCAGAGUGCUGGUAAAAGGGUCACAGCUUCAGACGCAUAGUUCCUCACCCCAUCAUACUCCCUGCUACACUCAGCUAGGAUGGAAGAAUCUCACUUCAACUCCUCUCCGUACUUCUGGCCAACUGUGCCCACAGUCUCAGGACAGAUUGAAAACACCAUGUUCAUUAACAAGAUGAAGGAACAACUAUUGCCCACAGAGAAGGGCUGCAGCCUGGCUCCCCCCCACUACCCAACCCUGCUGACAGUGCCCACAUCUGUAGCCCUAUCCACUGGCAUCUCCAUGGACUCUGACACCAAGCCAGAGCAGCUGACCCCACACAGCCAGGCCCCUGUGACUCAGAACAUCACUGUGGUGCCAGUACAGUCUGCUGGGCUCAUGACAGCAGGUCCUGGUCUGGUGAUCACCUCUCCCUCGGGUUCCCUGGUGACCACAGCCGCCUCUGCCCAAACCUUCCCCAUCUCGGCUCCUAUGAUUGUCUCCGCAUUGCCUCAUGGUUCCCAGGCUGCCCUCCAGGUGGUACCUGAUCUGUCCAAGAAAGGGACUGCUGCCCUCUCUGAAGUGAGUGGGGGUGGAGGGGGUGGGGGAGUUGCCCCCAAACCUCCUCGGGGUCGCAAGAAGAAGCGAUUGCAGGAGUCGGGGCUGCCAGAGAUGAGUGACCCAUUCGUGCUAUCAAACGAGGACGAUGAGGACCAGCACAAAGAUGGCAAGACAUACAGGUGCCGGAUGUGUUCGCUGACCUUCUACUCCAAGUCGGAGAUGCAGAUCCACUCCAAGUCCCAUACGGAGACAAAGCCACACAAGUGUCCUCACUGCUCCAAGAGCUUCGCCAACAGCUCCUACCUGGCCCAGCACAUUCGUAUCCACUCAGGGGCCAAGCCCUACACGUGCAGCUACUGCCAGAAGGCCUUCCGCCAGCUCUCCCACCUGCAGCAGCACACACGGAUCCACUCCAAGCUUCACACAGCGAUUGUCAAGCCGCACAAGUGUCCUCACUGCUCCAAGAGUUUCGCCAACACCUCCUACCUGGCCCAGCACCUCCGCAUCCACUCGGGGGCCAAGCCCUACAGCUGCCGCUACUGCCAGAAGGCCUUCCGCCAGCUCUCCCAUCUGCAGCAGCACACACGCAUCCACACAGGGGACCGACCUUACAAAUGUGCUCACCCUGGGUGUGAAAAGGCUUUCACCCAGCUCUCCAACCUGCAGUCCCACAGACGGCAGCACAACAAAGACAAGCCUUUUAAGUGCCACAAUUGCCACCGUGCGUACACAGACGCUGCCUCCCUGGAGGUUCACCUGGCAACGCACACGGUGAAGCAUGCCAAGGUCUACACCUGCUCCAUUUGCAGCCGGGCCUACACCUCGGAGACCUACCUGAUGAAGCACAUGCGGAAACACAAUAUCCCUGACCCACAGCAGCAAGUGGCUCAGGCCCAAGCCCAAGCCUCUCAACAGCAGCAGCAGCACUUCCAGCCGCAAGGUGGUGGGGCAGCAGGGGGCCCCUCUGGAGACACUAAUCCCCCUAACCCUCCCCCACAGUGUUCCUUUGACCUGACUCCUUACAAGACUUCAGAGCACCACAAGGACAUCUGCCUCACUGUCAGCACCAGCACCAUCCAGGUGGAGCAUCUCUCCAGCUCCUAGAGACCAUGACCCCAGGAGCAGAAAACCUCUCAUG